Messenger RNA from Sporothrix schenckii 1099-18, 840 nucleotides. RefSeq lists its product as uncharacterized. The record is from RefSeq and is a predicted model, not a curated record. The coding region runs from base 1 to 840 and encodes 279 amino acids. The transcript has 4 exons. Lineage: Eukaryota; Fungi; Ascomycota; Sordariomycetes; Ophiostomatales; Ophiostomataceae.
AUGUCUCCCGGAUCGCCCUCACUCGCACCUCAUCAUUCUCCCACCCGAAAAUCGUCUGAUGAGCUGUCCUUAUUUCCUGUUCCCACGCGAUCAAACGACGGGCCACCGUUGAGGAGUCAUCGGAAACAGAACAGCGGCACCAACGAGUUUCACGGGACAAGCUUGAUGGCUAUACCCGAGCCGGAGCCUGCGCAUGAGACGGCCGACUUCACGGCCUCAUUCAUCGCGGACGAGAUGGAUGUCGACAGCGGCACUACGCCGGUGAACGAAGCGGCCGCCGCACAACAGCAGCAGCAGCAGCAGCAGCAGCCGGCUCUCGAAGCGCCACAGCCGACACAGACGUCUCAGCUUCGGGCAGUACGGUCACCCGUGCGGACACCCGAGCUGCAGACGACUCUGCCUCAGCGGCAGGCUCCGAACGGGACUGCCCAGAGCUAUCAGCAGCCAACGCAGCCAACGCAGCCACCGCAGCCACCGCAACUGCCGCAACCGAAACAGACGCAGCGCGGCGCCAGCCAGGCACGCGAGUCGUCGCCUGGCACGCCGGGCCACAUCCCGCCGUUUGACUGGGAAGAGUUUGAAGCGCGCUAUGAGCACGCGCUGGCGGAGAUGAACGGCGAGGAGAAGGAGCUGCUGGAGGAGUUUGACCGUCUGGUGAAUUACUUUAACGUCUGGGCCUCCGCUGCCACUGCCCACGACGACGAGCGUGCAGUGAAGAGACUACAAACUAGGGAACGCUACGUCAAGAUUGCUGAGCAGAGCCUUGGCCAGAGAAAGCAGCACUUAACGGAGGUUGUUCGUGCGUUCCAAAGCGCCUUGGCUCUGCUGAGCCAGACGUAA